This is a messenger RNA of Grus americana (Whooping crane), 10876 nucleotides long. It is a transcript of the gene PGS1, whose product is annotated as phosphatidylglycerophosphate synthase 1. Gene Ontology annotation, cellular component: mitochondrion. The transcript has 9 exons. Gene Ontology annotation, biological process: cardiolipin biosynthetic process. Bases 4436 to 6250 code for a protein of 604 amino acids. The record is from RefSeq and is a predicted model, not a curated record. Lineage: Eukaryota; Metazoa; Chordata; Aves; Gruiformes; Gruidae. Gene Ontology annotation, molecular function: CDP-diacylglycerol-glycerol-3-phosphate 3-phosphatidyltransferase activity.
CGGGCCCAGCCGGGCUCUUCCAGCCCCCCGCUCCGUGCCUGCGGCCGGGCCCGCCUCCCCCAGGCCGCGGCGGGCGGGAGCCCCCGGCCGCCCCCGGCAUCGGUGUUGCGUUAUCCGGGAAGGCCCGGCCGCCCGGGCGGGAAGCGCGCUGCCCCCUCGCUGGCCGCCCCCUCGCUCGCCGCUUCUCCUUUCUCGGCGCGGCGCUGCCCGGGGGGUUUCUGCUCCGUGUGUGCCCGACCUGACCCGGGACGGGACGGCCCUGCCGGCAAGGGACCCCCGACCUGCCCCGGGCUGGGGCUCGGCAGGAGCGGUGGCCGUUUCCCACGGUGAAUCAGCGCGUUAGGGUUAGGGCUGGUUCUGCGCCUUAAGCUUGCUUUAGGCCGUCAGUCUGCUCCAGCCGAGGUGUACUUUAUUUCCUCCUCCUUUUUGAUUUACUUUACUCCUGCCUUUCAGGCGCUAAGCGUUAUUCCUCAUUUGCUAGGGAUGGCUUUUAACCUCGGCUGUCACAAGUGCUGGUCAGCCUCCGGAGCGGCGCUGGCCCGGGUUUGGCGUGAGGCACAACCCGCCCGGGCUGGGGUUGUCCCUGGCAGGUGAGAUCCCCCCUCCCCAUCGGACCAGAGGUGAGAAGAGGUCUCAGUCCUGUCUGUGCUGGGGCUGCGCCUGGCAUGAGAGAGGUGAGGGGGAAGAGGGCUGCUCCUUCCAGCGGCGCCCACCCUUGUGCUGCAGUACAUGAAUUAUCAAACCGCCCGCAGAGAAUGUUUUUGCUGUCGUUUUAAACGGAUCAGCACAGGCUGCUCUGGGAAGCCACGGGCCUUCGUUCCUCUUCCCAGAGCUUCUUCCUGACAUCUCCUGUGGGCAGCUGCGCAGUGAGCGGGCUCCAGGAGCUGACCUCUGAAAAUUACCCAGAUCCUCUCCUUCUUCUCUCUCCUUCCCCAGGGAGCGAAAGGGAACGGGGAAGGUGCAGCUGCGGGGAGGUAGCUCUGCCCUUCUCUGCCAGACUGGCUGUGUGCUGUGCUAAAGGGAACGCACAGCCGCAACCUCAGACAGUGGUUCCUCCAGUCAGUCUUUCCGCAACCACGCUCCCCUGAACAGCUUCGCCUCCUCAUUUUUGCCACUGCACCGCUGCCUUAGUUUUGCUGAUGCUGCUCCUUUUGUGGGGCUGUGCGAUCAGCAGUACAAUUCAUGCUAAAACCAAAACAUUAAAAAACCAGAGAUGACUGUCUUUCUGUAGAAACGUGUCCUGGGUUCAGAAGCGAUCAAACAAAAUGCUUUGAAGAAGUCUUUAAAAAAAGGUCUUUUCCCCUAGUCUUUGGGCAUUGCUUUGCACUGUACUUGGUAAGAGAGCGCUGGAAGGAUUCUGUGUUUUGUUUUAGCUAGUACAGUGCCUGAUACAAUCUUCUGUAGGAGUUAAACUUGUUUUUGUAAGGGUGGCAUCUCUCGUGUCAUGGCAUGUCUCCACUCUCCUUUUCCCUGGACAGCAGAUGUGCUGUAGUCAUCCUUACUGUUGUCCUGGGGCCCUGCGCUAGCCCGUGUUCUGCCGUAUGUUCUUGGUUCAGCCAAGAAAAUGCUUUUCAAACUUCUCUUUUGGUUUCAUCAGUCUUUUUUAGUGUAGAUAAAUUACUAGACUGAGCCUUGGAAAGAGACAACUGAAUUCAAAGACAAGCAACUUGUAGAUCCCCCCACGUGGUGACGUAUGCGUGGGUGAAAGGACGGUGCCCUAUCCUGCAGUUUCACUUCACCUCUGGUUCUGCAGAUGAGGUUUUACAGUGAAUAAGAGUGUUUCGGCUCCAUCAUGAGUUUGUGUACCAAACCCACAAUUUUUAAAAAUAGAACACACAAAAAAAUCCCUCGCUUAUAUUUAGGGUCAACUUUUUAUGCAGAAAAGAUUUGAGGUGGUUCCUUUUAGUUCUGCUUUCUCUUUCUGGUUAACUCGAUGGCGUGAAGUACAUGGGAAGGGCUCCCCCCUCCCCGUUUUCUGUUUCUCUGAAAGCUGGUUUGUUGAAGUCUGGAAUUUUGAUGAUUUCUUCAUAACGUUGCAUGGUUUCUGACUUGUGCGCGUACAGUUGAAAGGGUUGCGUUGUACUUGGGUAGUCGCUUGAGCUGUUUUCAGUCACUGGUGGGUAGAAGCUGCCGCUUUGGUAGACGGUGGCUGUGCCAUCGUUACUGUCGGCUGGAGCAAAAUACUGAUUUGUUUGAUAAUUAUAAAAGCCUUGGGCUCUCAACACUAAAUAAGUUCUAAAAUUUCAGUAUUGGGUUAAAAGAUCAAACAGUGUAGAUAUACUCUAAGUUACGUAGGCAGUAAAAAAUCCAGAGUGUAGAGUUAGUGGAUAUCAAUACGUGCACAGAAUUAAUCUGAAGGCUCAGAGCAGAUAGGGCUGGUGACGCAGACUGGGUUGGCUCCCUCGGCAGCGACGGGCCAGGACUGCCUGAGGAGCACCUGCACAAUCCGUAAACCUGACGUUCAGCCGUGGAGGGCCAGGAUGCCGUUUAACUUGCAAUUUUCCUACUCUUUGCCAGAAGAUGGUUUCUUGGAAUCAUGUUUCCGUAAAGUGGCUUCUCAGCAACUGUACUGGCUUCUGGAAGUAUAAUUGCUCAAGUUUGACCAAUGAAAUAAUACGGAAAAUAUUUAUCUCCUCUUGCUGAUUAAUUGUUAUCAUAAAAUGCAUAACAUUUGCCACCUUUACCUCAGUGGGAAUAAUUCCAGAGAACGUAAUUUGUAAUCUGCAGGGCUAGGUAACAGCCCUGACUUUGUUACUGCUUUGCUAGCCGUGCAUUCUGUUGUUUUUUAAAAAUAGGAUUUUUGGAUGCUAGCCUGAAUUCACGUAGCUCAGUCUGUUUGCCGCUCAGCUGUGGUAACGUAGCAGUGGGUCUCUGCUCCUAGCGUGCGGCCUGCGCGUUGAGACGUGAGUUGAGCAAAGAUACACAGAGGUCCUGCUCAGGUUCUGUAAAGAUUGACUAGAAUGUGCUUGAAAAACAGUAUUUCCUGUAUUUCUUUUCUGCCCCCCCCCCUUUUUUUUAAAAAAAUCCCCCCUAUUCUACAGAACAUUUCCAUUGUUUUUAACAGCCUGUGUUGGUAAUCUGUAUAACUUCUGAGUGUCAAGUCUGAGCCUGGACCACGUGAUCUGUUGGAAAACGCCAUCCUAGGAAUUCUUGCACAGAUUGACUCAGAUUUCUGUUGUGAUGAAUAGUCAGUGACAAACUAGUGGAUUUUCCAGGAAACGCAACUGCAAACUGUCUGGCUUCUGCGUAAGGGUAUUCGGAAACCUUGUGAAGAUCCAGUGUUUUAUCAUGAAGCAAAUGAGUGAAAUCAUCUUCCUGGAAUCUGUGGUCAUUCGGGCUUUGGAUUGUGGUAAAACCUAAAAGUUCCUUGUAAGAAAUUCUGGUAAAGGUCAUAAUCAAGUUUGUUCUUGGUACGUGGUGGUGGCAGGAUGCAUGGGGAUGGGUCACAAGCUGGUGGCUGCCUGUUGGCAUGAGGGACCCGGCGUUCCUCUGGGGUGAGACCAGCCACCCUGGCUCUGUCCUGACAGCAAAUCCGACUCCUGCGAGUAGGAUUUGCAGACCAGAAUGUUUUCUGUCGGGUUUGGGGAUGUCGUUCAGUCCCUUGCUCAUCGAUUCCUGGAUCUGAUGGGAGUUGCUGUUACUAGUUGUGCUGAAAGGUGGUUUUGUCAUGUGGACGAACUCCUACUAGGGGUUAUUGCGUGACUUGAUGAAUUUGCAUGCAUGAAGCUUCCAGAGAAGAAAAGAUGCCGUUUGCUUCUUGUCACCCGCCUGAAGCAUGACUGUUAGCAGUAAAUUGGUUUCUUCCGUAAGUGACUUCAAAGGAAUUAAAUUUGUUCUGAAGUUUCUUUUUAAAGAAUGAGCUUCCUGCUGUUCCCCUUACCGUUACUUUGGAGUUUGUAAGAGAAGUCUCGACCUUCUUUUAGUACUUGUGCAGAACGCAAGUGGCAUUGUUGUAGAGGGUUACCUAAUGCUUCUCAUUUGUGGUUCUCGGCUUGUACCUGUUGAAACGCAGUCGAUCCUUUGGUAGGUCAUUCUGGUGCUAUGACUUCAUUGCUUUUGCUAGGACUUGCAUUCAGGCCCUUUGUGUGUUGUAGAUCUUUUUUUUUUUUUUUUUUUUUUUAUUUUUGAGGGGUUGAAGCAUUUCUCUGUUUUGCUAAGGAACUUCUAGAGUAGUAUGAUUUUUAAAACAUCUUUACCUGAAAUAGAAACAACUAAUCUUUAGCCCAGCUGAGAACUAAGCUAGGCAUGAAAGUGACUGUUGGCCGUGGCAAAGCUGAUGCGUGUGUGAUAAAGGUAAUUCAGAAGUGAUUGAUUACAAGGAUAGCUGGUACCACAGCGGCACUGCCAGACAUCUGAUUUGUGGCUGUUCGGCAAAGUUCACAUCCUCAGUUUCUUCAGCUUUCCAGCCUGUUUCCUCUCCUGUGUUCCUGUUCUGAUGAGAGAGUCAUUUCCCCUCAUCUCACCUGCCAGUUCGGGGAAGGAGCUGACGUUAAGAUCUGUUCUCCCACCUUUUCCUUGUGUUUUUCUGUUUCUAGAUUCGGCUUCGGUGUUUCAGCUGGGAUUAUGGAAAGGGAAAGGCAUUCUUGCCGUUGUGGAUCCUUACAAUAUAUUGGCCCUGGCUGCAUCUCACUCUUUACCUACUUGGAGGUUGUUUGUGGGAAAUAAGGGCUCUGUCAUACAGAAUGUCUCCCAUGUUUCUUUUCACAGAUCAUCAUGGCUUCUUCUAGCCCCAUUGCUCACCCCUCCUGUUCCCGUGAUCACAGCCUCGCCUUGUUCCCUUUGUCCAGAAGGAGCACACAGGUUCCAGUGGAUCAGAAAUCUGGUUCCAGAGUUUGGGAUCUCCAGCUCGCAUGUCAAGGUGCUUUCAUCGCCAGCUGAAUUCUAUGAACUCUUGAAGGUGCAGAUAAAAACAGCCCAACGGCGAGUGGUGAUGGCUUCGCUAUACCUGGGAACGGGGCUCCUCGAACAGGAGCUGGUGGAUUGCUUAGAAGAAACACUGGAGAAAUCACUGCAAGCAAAACAAUCGUCUAACCUCAGAGUUUCCAUUCUUCUUGACUACACCAGGGGAUCUCGGGGUAGGAAGAAUUCUCGAACAAUGCUAAUUCCAUUGCUGCAGCGAUUCCCCGAGCAAGUCCGCGUGUCCCUCUUCCACACCCCAAACCUGCGUGGACUUCUCAGGCUCCUGAUUCCAGAGCGUUUUAAUGAGACCAUUGGACUGCAGCACAUCAAGGUCUAUCUCUUUGAUGAUAAUGUCAUCCUGAGUGGCGCAAACCUGAGUGAUUUGUACUUCACCAAUCGUCAGGACCGCUAUGUUCUCCUGCAGGACUCUCCUGAGAUUGCAGACUUCUUCACGGAGCUAGUGGAUGCAAUUGGAGAUCUGUCUCUGCAAUUACAGCGAGAUGAUACAGUCCGCAUGGUGGAGGGGAUGGUACACCCGUACCAAGGUAGAGACAAGAUGGCUUAUUGCGAGAUAGCAAAUCGGAGAGUCAUGGAGGUAAUCAACUCUGCCAGGACACGGCAAGAACUCCUUCACGCAAAGACUUUCCACAGCAGCCAGCAAGGCAGCUCCUCGUUAUCCCAGCAAGGCUCUCAAGCAUCUGGGGGUCUGAGGCCAGAACCUGACACCUGGAUCUAUCCCUUAAUCCAAAUGAAACCUUUUGGGAUUCAAAUAGAUGAGAUGGUGACAGAGACGCUGCUGACAGAGGCUGAACGGGAUGCCAGGAUAUACCUUACCACUGGCUACUUCAACCUGACACAGGCUUACAUGGACCUCAUUCUGGGCACUAGGGCUGAGUAUCGGAUUCUUCUGGCCUCACCGGAGGUGAAUGGGUUUUUUGGUGCCAAAGGGGUGGCAGGCGCCAUCCCUGCUGCCUAUGUUUACAUUGAACACCAGUUUUACAGUGAGGUCUGCUACCUUCACCAACAGGAGAGGGUCCAGCUGCAGGAGUACUCCAGGGCUGGGUGGACUUUCCAUGCCAAAGGCCUCUGGCUGUACCUGGCAGGAAGCGAUCUUCCCUGCCUAACUCUGAUCGGCUCUCCUAAUUUUGGGUAUCGAUCAGUUCAUCGGGACUUGGAAGCUCAGGUUGCGAUAGUGACAGAAAAUAAAGCUUUGCAGCAGCAACUCCAUCAGGAGCAGGAGCAGCUUUACCUCAGCUCAGGUGUAGUCUCAUCAUCAACAUUUGAGCAGCCAAGUCGUUAUGUGAAACUGUGGGUGAAGCUGGUAACACCUCUGAUCAAGAAUUUCUUUUGAAAGAAGAAAAGUUGCUGCUUUGGGUUAAAGGUCCAGACAUAGGUGGGACCUCGCAUCCGUGUCUUAUAGACAGGACAUUCAUAGACGUUCUUGGUGUCCAUGCGGUCCACAGGGAUGGCUCUGAUGAAGAUGACUGGCAUCAUGGGCGUCAAUUCCUUCAGUCGAGCGUCUGUGAUCACACCAGAGUGGAUGUCCCAUCGAGCGCCUGCAAUAUUACAAAAUUGUCAGGGUACCAGCUACCCAGUGGCUUUUGCUCUUGGAGGGGGCUGUUUCAUAACUACUGAUGGGUGGGGAGGAGUUGCUCUAGCAGCACAGCUGAGGGAUGGAGUGUGAAGGUUGGGUAGCCAUGGCUUAGUAGUCGUUAGGGCUAACAUGUUAUCAUCUCACUGUGACUCAUGAAUGCAUUUUGCCUUACUGUGUGUGGGAUGUCUCAAUAAAUUCUGUCCCCACUCAUCCCUUCAGCAUGGGUUUGCAUGAAGGUUGCAUAGCUGAAGGUGGGAAUUACGAUCGCUGUCCUGCAUGGGCUGUGCUCUUGUUGACGUGGACCCCCUUGCUGCUCCGCUGAUACUGCCAUCUCAUUCCCCCUUGGUUUUUAGCAGUAAUUGUUUUAGGUUCCGAGUUUCCUGAUUUGUCUUAUUCAGACAUCAAAUAAGAGCGUAAUAUGUUUAUUCACUAGGACCCUGUAGGUUCAGACAACCCAGUCCUCAGGUUCAUAAUAUGCAGUCUGAAUUUCCAAAAACCAGUUUCUGGUUUGCGGAACUGCUUGUGAACUGGACGGGUGCUGCCCUCAGCUGGCGUGUCUCUGACACAGGCGUGGGAUAAACGCUCCGCUGCUCGGAGCUUGUGCAAAAGCUGUACAAAUUCAAAUAAGCCCAUACAAAUUCAAAUAACACCUACUCUGUUUGCAAGAAUUCUUAAGGUUGAACUGGGCUUUCUCCGUGUCUGAAACAUCUCGCAAGAGAUGUGGACUUUUACCUUCCAUGAAUAAUCCAUGCACAUAGGAGCCUUCUCUGGGUGGAGCUGUUACAUCCUCGCGGUUUUUCUUGGUCACUUCCACUGAAAGACACAUCUUGUCCAGUGGCCAUUCGUUUUUUCUGGCCAUGGACUGCAUGAUAGCGGUGAGGAAGGACUGGGGGUUGAAGAAUCCUGCCAGCCACACUGUUGCAGGCAGCACAAAGUCUGUUGUCCAGACUUCCAGUUCCUGGAAAAUAAAACAGCAAAGUACUUCAGAGUGAGGCAUGGCCUUUGAGCAGCAGAAUACUGCUUUGAGAAACAAUGUGACGGAGAGCUGAUGCUUCACUGUGCCCAACACGAGCUUCAGGUCAUCUUCCAGGUGGGGAGACUAGGAUGGAGGUGGUCUGUGAUGAAUAAAUAGCAGAUUCCACUGCAGCAAUGAAACUAAAACCAUUAAUUUGGAUUGUGGUAAAUACUGCUGUUAUUUUUUUUUAAACAAAGCCACACUUUAAAUAGAUGGUUUUAUUAACUAUUUUUUUCUUGUGCGAUGUAUAAAGUUCUGAUGGGGAUAGCUAAUGUUCUUUUGAAUCGGUGACAUACUCUAAUGGUGAACCCUUUUCAAACUUCUGCUCUUGUUCUUGGGGUAACAGGCCAUUUCAGGCGUUUCAAACUGCUUAAAGUAAUACUCAAAAAUAAACCAGUUAACCACUGUACACUGAUGGAGGUGAUUCCCAGUCUUCUGUGGUAUCUGCUUGCUCCCUAAGCUUCAACUUUCACAAGAAAUCUGCUCACCCUAACGCGAAGGAGCAGGUCUGCAUACCAGGCUCCUAAGCUAAGAAGAGAGGGAUAGGCGUGACGUGUCCAGGGUUCAGGAACGUUGUCGUAGAAGAGAGCGUUUGCCAGCUCUUCCAUAUCUGAUGUAAUCGUUAGCUCUCCCUUAAAGAAAGAGAAAAGUCUGGGCAGUUUUAUCUGUGGAAGGCAAGACCGAUGGAAGCGUUUGGUCUCAAACUCAGUACAGAGGUGGCGGCUGGUGCCCUCUGGCCAGGGGCGCGAGCGAGGGCAGUCGAGUGCUUUGUGCGAGACAAGGUUUGAAACGAGCAACAGCCAUUUGCAAAUCAUGGGAAAUGAUUUGGUAGGGAGGGGCGCUUUCCAGGCAGCGCCCUGAAGCGUACCUUUAGUCCCAGGUCUAACUCUUUCAGAGAGCGCCUGAUUUCAUGGGUCAGGAUGUUCAUUCUUUCACAUUCCUGGAAGGCAACUACAACAUACGGGGUCUUGUCCACCGCUUUUGCCAUGAUCUCCACCAUGUUGAACGGCUCCGGCAGCCUCUCGAUAAUCUCAUCUAGGACUGACUUCACCUGGAAAGAAUAUGCCAUAGAACUGCUUUUAUCAAAGGAAACAUGCUGCAAGCUAACAGUUAAUUAACUUAGUAAGAUUUUUCUUUUUCUACCUUCAUGUUUUCCUCUGCUUCCUCCUCUAUUACUAAUACUCUAUUCUUUUACUAACUGCCCUUGGAUCUGAAAAAGCUGCAGCUCUUUUCUGGUAGCCAAGAAGGUAAGAAUUGAAGCCACGGAGGCUGUGAAAUUCAAGUGUAAAAUCCAGAGAGUCAGGAGGAAGACUUUUUUUAAAAAAAUAAUAAAAGAUCUGUAUUUUUAGUUGCCAUCAUGAAUGGAAGCUACUAAGCCUGCUCUGUCUGCUGAGGACGCAGCACGUGAGCACGUUUUGGCACUGGCACAUCUCUGCCCCACCAGAAUAACCUUUGUGAACGCUGCUGACUUCUGCAGCUGCACCGCGUGUGCCCAUGAAAAACACGACAAAACUGCUGCAUUUCAGCCCCUUCUCUGUGUGUGACCUAUAUCGGUCCUCCCCGCCUAGCCGUCUCCUGGCCGCUGAAUUGCCACUGCGUGCUGUGAAGCAGCAGAAACUUUACUGGCCUUUUCCUCUCGGGAGACACCCGCGCCUCCUCCAGCGUCUGAUUCUUUGGGCUGCAUUUCCAAAACGGUCCGGAAAAGCCUGUCCGAAGUGACGGUCAGGAAGCCAAUUUCUGCGUUGGGGUGAAGGCCGUACAGGUAGGGGCUCUCGGGUGGCAGGUUGUCAUCGAUGUACUCGUGGUACCCCUAAGCGCAGGGCAGGCACUGACGUUAGUUUAGCAGGUGGGUACAGAGGAACGCGAGUUUUGCUUCAGCCUUGAAAAUACGUCAUCACUUUUUGGUGGCGGCGCUUCAUAGCUAGCUGGCGUUGCUUAUUCAAGAUGGUUUUUUACUCGUGUUUUACCUAAAUUUUUCCUUUACCACCCCUGCCACAGGAAUUAUUUUUGCAGCAAUUCUGCAUGUUUUCAAUGGGAUCGAACCCCUUUUUGUCCCCUACGUUCCCCCUUGGUUAGUGUGAGGGAACUCUGACUAGUGUGCAUUUAUCCAGAGCAGUGGUUUUCCACAGCAAAUUGUAACAUCAAUCUUUCUUACCUUGUAAUCCAAGUUGGGAGGGAUCAAAAACCCUGGAGCUAAGUACACUUCCCCUUCCAGCAUCUCCUCACGGAUGUAUUCGCUCAGGUAAGUCCGACACAGCCGGCGGUCCCAGUCGUCUGUGAUGUGCCCUCCAUACAUGAUCUCACCGAAGAGGUACCGGAGAUCAUCCCACGGUACCUGCAAGGAGAGGCUCACCGUGGGGUGGUUCUGCCUGCCUCCCGAGAAGCUCCCGCAGCCCGGGGAAGCUGCACACGACUGGAGAGCCGUGGGGCCAUGGAGCAAUGGCUCCUGGGUUGACCUGUCCAGCGUCCAGGGAGGUGACAGACCCUGGACCUGCAGAGGCCCGGUGACAGAGUGAAGGGGGGCAAGAAGGGACCAUGUCCGGGGUGUCUCUUGCGUUCGCCCACAGAUUUCACCUUGUCUCGGUACAGACACAGCCGUCCAUACUCUGAACCCCCAUCAUCCCGUCUUUAUUCAGCUCAGCCUGUCUGUAAGGCCGGGGAAAGCCGGAUUCUCCUAAGGGUGAGAUCUCAAUCCUGCUCGCAGCACCUUCAUUCUCGGGGCAGACUUUGCCUUUUAGGUGGAAAGUCAUUUUUCAAACGACACCAACCCAACAAAGCAGCGAGGUGUGAGCCAGAGCAGGCACUUGUCCCAGCCUGGUGCUAAACGCCCGCUGAGGACUCUGCGCCUUCACCUGCCAGAGCGUGCAGGCAGCUCCCCAGGGAGGGAGGAAGAACUGUGCUGGCACCGCUGUGUUUGCUCAAAGAAGGCACCGUGCAGUAAACUGGUGAAUUUUCUAAAAGGGGUUGAUUGUCAUAGGGUGUGUUGCGCUGAGGUACGGUUACUUGCUUUGUAAGUCCUUACCUUGGGGUUAGCCUCCAGGUAGUUGUACAGGACGUUAAUCGAUAUGGUCAGGUCACCGUUGUUGAAGGGGUAAGGUCUGUUCCAGCCCUGAGCGCCAAACUUGCGCCGCUCGGCCACCACCGCGUGGAAGUAACAGAGCGCAAACAAGAUGCAUUUGAACUCGAUUUCUUUGCUGCACAUCUCUAACGUGUCCUGCAGUGGGAAUGAAAAAUGAGUGCGGGUUUGCAAGUGAAUGAGCAGAUGUUGCGAUCAGCCAUCUCCCUAUUGAAGAAAAUGGGUGAUGUACAGGAGAACUGACAGUUGUUUAUUAAAAAAACCCCCAAAAUCCAUAAAAUUGUCUUUUCAA